AUGAAACCGUUGCCUAAUUGGAAACGUCGAAUCGGGGGUCAACUCAAAACCUGGCUCGACUCGGUCCGUCAAGACAUGGCAGUGGUUCUUGGACCUUCGGUAUUCGGUCUCUGGCGCUGGCGAAAAGAAUGGGUUGAACUGUCCAGGUCUGCGGCCAUGGAUCGUCGCGCUUGGAGAAGCAUCAUUCGGGACAUAAUUGAGGCCGGCUAG
Dibothriocephalus latus is the source of this 210-nucleotide messenger RNA. Lineage: Eukaryota; Metazoa; Platyhelminthes; Cestoda; Diphyllobothriidea; Diphyllobothriidae. The record is from the annotation of a GenBank genome assembly.